CCUCUCUUUUGUUCUUUCUUCUUUGUUUAGCUUUCUUUCUUUCUUUCUCUUUUCAACAAUAUACAUAUAUAUCAACUUUUUACAAAAGAGAAAGAACUAUUUGGAGCACUCAAUAAUGGCUUUCUCAUCUAUUCCACUCUAUCUAGAUCCUUCGAAUUGGCAACAUGAGCAAGAAAAUCAACAACAACAACAACUUGGAGUUACUAAUCAUGAGAUGAAUUACCCCUCUGAGCUCUCGCCAGCUGUGUUGCCACCUCCAGUAGCAACAGGAAGUGGCGGUCCAGCUGGCUCAGUUAGGCCUGGCUCAAUGACAGAAAGAGCCAGGCUAGCAAAGAUACCACAGCCGGAGAAUGCCUUGAAAUGUCCACGUUGUGCAUCCACGAACACAAAGUUUUGCUACUACAACAACUACAACCUUUCUCAACCGCGCCACUUCUGCAAGACUUGCCGGAGGUACUGGACUAGAGGUGGCGCGCUGAGGAAUGUCCCGGUUGGAGGUGGUUGUAGGAGGAACAACAAGAGAAGUAGCAAAAGAAGUAGAUCAACAAAAUCACCAAAUAGAAGUGAUCAAAGAUCAAGAAAUAAUGUUCCAACUAUUAGUACUAGUACUAUUACUUUCCCUAGCCAUUUGCCUCUUCCUAAUACUAGUACACAUUUAUCAUUCUUGAAUACACCUUUUCAUAAUUUAAAUGACUUCAAUUCUACACAAAAUGACAUGAAUUUUGGAGAAAUUCAAUCUCAUGAGGGUGAUGGAAGAUUUAUUGACCAAUUUAGACUUCAACAAAUGCAACAAUUUUCUUUCUUCCCCCCCCUUGAACAACAACCUAGUAAUUUAUAUCCAAUUAGUGAAUUUGGGAUUAGUCAUGAUUUGGAAAAUGUGAAGGUGGAAGAGAAUAAGAGUAGUAUUAAUAGCCAAGGGAUGAAUUUACAAAGAAAUAACACUUUGGGGGUUAAUCAAUUUUGGAUAGAUUAUAAUAUUUCUAGUACUUCUACUAGUCAACUAUUAUGAUUUUCUUGAUCUAUCUUCAAGAGAAAACCCUAUUCAAGUUUCUUGAGUUCUCAUUUUUCUUGGAUAAUGGCCUCGUCCGGACCAACUUCUGCACACAUUAUUUCACAUGUGUAUGAUCUACUAUCUCUCACCAGCAUAUGCAGUAUCAGAUUACUCUGUCUAUCAAGACUUAUGCAGGUUCCUGGUUAUCAGAUAACUCUGUUCAUCAAGGCUAAUUUGUUUCUACAAAAAUCUCAUCUAGCUAGAAGCUUUUUAAUGGUAGGUUUUCUAGUUCUAAUUUUUUGGUUCUUUGAGUAUUAUUGUAUUAUGUGUUUGUUUAAAAGUUUAGGUUUUUCUUCUUUUUAUUUUUUAAAUCUAUUCAAGAUCUCCAAACAUCAUUUAACAUGAAGAUAAUUGUGAUUCUAAGAGAUGUAAUCCAAUGCAUUGUACUAAGUAACUUAAUUAUUGAGUGAUGAUAUUCUUCUUC
This is a messenger RNA of Capsicum annuum, 1475 nucleotides long. Its product is annotated as dof zinc finger protein DOF3.6. Gene Ontology annotation, molecular function: DNA-binding transcription factor activity; DNA binding. The record is from RefSeq and is a predicted model, not a curated record. NCBI's taxonomy places the organism in Eukaryota, Viridiplantae, Streptophyta, Magnoliopsida, Solanales, Solanaceae. Gene Ontology annotation, biological process: regulation of DNA-templated transcription.